Molecule: messenger RNA, 855 nt
Organism: Colletotrichum phormii
Lineage: Eukaryota; Fungi; Ascomycota; Sordariomycetes; Glomerellales; Glomerellaceae
Product: prefoldin
Exons: 5
Coding region: 209-661 (150 amino acids)
Biological process (GO): protein folding; RNA polymerase I assembly; RNA polymerase III assembly
Cellular component (GO): cytoplasm; prefoldin complex
Source: RefSeq, a predicted model, not a curated record
GGUAGGCUUUGCUUCAAACCUCACUCAGCUUCCGAAUACUUGGUGCAGCACCCAAUCCUCAACGAAUCUGCAAUCCGCAGUUUCCCUGUUUGCCUUUUGUUCGGCGUGGGCGUGCACCGUCGCUUAGGGGUUAGUACUGAGCAGGGAUUCAGACUCACUUCAGUCAUCUAUCCGGAUUUCGUUCGCUCGCAAACCGGUUCAUUCAAUCAUGGCCGCGCAGGGUUCUGAGAGCAUCAAUCUGGAGACGCUGGAUACCCAGCAACUCAGUCAGGUCAAGAAGCAGUUGGAAGAAGAACUCGAGCACUUGACAAACUCGUUCACCCAGCUACACAGCGCGCAGUCCAGGUUCAGGGAGUGCCUCCGGUGUGUCAAGGCCCGACCUGGUGCUGGAGAUGGGGACAAGUCUGUCCUGGUACCGUUGACCAACUCACUCUACGUACGCGGAGAGCUUUCGGAUCCAAAUCACGUCAUUGUCGACGUGGGCACAGGUUUCUACGUCGAGAAGGACACUGAGUCUGCCGAACGUUUCUACGAAGCCAAGGUUCAGAAUUUGAUGAAUAAUAUUCAGGACCUCGAGGUCAUCGUGCAGCGGAAGACAAUGAAUGUGCGGAGUGUAGAGGAUGUACUAAGGCAGAAGGUUUUACAAAGCCAAGCAGCAUAAGUAGUGACGAAUAGCACAGAAUUAAACAUAAAACCUAUUCAUCUAAGAGUAAAAUUAAUUUGACUAUACAACCCGACUGAAUUAACUAUGCUUUAGUUAUAGGACCGGUUAUUUCUAUUAUAGUAUUAGGCUACUUUAACUAUAUAUUAGUAUUAACUACUACUUAUAUAACUCCUAUUUAUUUUAGUUUCUCU